AUGGAUAAACCAGAUGAGAUUACAGAGUCUGCGCGCUCGACGCCGUCGCAGGGCACUUCGGCUACCCGUCCGUUGAUGAAGAGUGCGGAUGCGACAGAGGGUGCAGUGCGCGAGGCUGUGGUGGUGGACGACAGCGCGGAGAAGGAGAGCUACUUUGCCUACUUUCGCACCAAGCAGUUCUACAUCGUCUUGCUCCUGGGGCAAAUACUGGCCCUCUGCAUCACGGCUACAAACACCUUCUCCGGCCUGCUGUCUGCCGCAGGAACAUCCAUUCCGUCCUUCCAGACGCUGUUCAACUACAUCCUGCUGACCAUAGUCUAUACCUCUUUCACCCUCUAUCGCUACGGCAUCAAGAAGUGGACUCAGAUCGUCUACCGUGAAGGAUGGAAGUACAUCAUCUUCGCCUUCUGUGACGUGCAGGGCAACUACUUCAUCGUCCUCGCAUACCGCUACACCACCAUCCUCAGCGCCCAGCUCAUCAACUUCUGGGCCAUCGUCAUCGUCGUGCUGAUAUCUUUUACCCUGCUGCGCGUUAGGUACCACUGGGCCCAGUACGCCGGCAUCCUCAUCUGCAUCGGCGGCAUGGGCGUGCUCUUUGGGUCAGACCACAUCACCGGCGCCAACAGUGGACCGUCCAAGUCUCGCGGCGACUUGAUCAAGGGUGACCUCUUUGCCCUGCUCGGCGCCACCUUCUAUGGCCUCGCGAACGUGGCGGAGGAGUAUCUGGUUAGCAAACGGCCGACGUACGAGGUGCUCGGUCAGCUGGGCCUGUAUGCCAUGAUGAUCAUGGGCGUUCAGGCCGCCAUCUUCGACCGGGCCUCGUUCCAGAAUGCGGUAUGGAACAGCACUGUGGCCGCCUACCUGGUCGGCUACACGCUCUGUCUCUUCCUCUUCUAUUCCAUGGCACCGUUCCUCUUCCGCAUGGCCAGCGCGGCCUUCUUCAACAUCUCCCUCCUCACGAGUAACUUCUGGGGAGUGGUCAUUGGCGUCAAGGUGUUUGGGCUGCGCAUCCAUUUCCUCUAUCCCAUCGCCUUUGUGCUCAUCAUCGUCGGCCAGUUUGUCUACUAUCUCGGCAGACAGGCGGUCGGCGAAGCCAUGAAGCCAUGGCUGGGUGAGAACCAGGAACGUGGAGUCGUCGGUAUCGGCACUGCCAGAAGAGCACGCGCAGACGAACGGCCUGACGCCAGCAACGUCUAG
Molecule: messenger RNA, 1197 nt
Organism: Microsporum canis CBS 113480
Lineage: Eukaryota; Fungi; Ascomycota; Eurotiomycetes; Onygenales; Arthrodermataceae
Product: DUF914 domain membrane protein
Exons: 2
Coding region: 1-1197 (398 amino acids)
Biological process (GO): transmembrane transport
Cellular component (GO): membrane
Molecular function (GO): transmembrane transporter activity
Source: RefSeq, a predicted model, not a curated record